AUGGAGCAGAUGAAGAAUUCAAAGAAAAGCAGGAAGAAGGUGAAAGUUUCUAAAACAAGAAGUGCACGUAGCAAAACCAAGGAAGAAUGGCAAGAAAAGAAACAAAGAAUACAAUUAUCGCGCGUAUAUAAAGAAACUGAAAGAGAAGUAAGCUUGUUGUUGCAGCAAAGCAGUUUAAUUAGUGAAUCAAGUGACGGUGCAAGCAGAUAUAAUGACGAUGAUCAGACACCAAGCGAAAAAUUCUUUUGUGGUACAAGCAGUGAACAAGCUGAAAGUAGAGAAAGUAGAGAAGAAGAAAACAGUCAAGGUCUAACAAGUGCUGUAAAUGAGUCGAGAGACGAAAAUCUUAAUAUAGAAUGGUCUAGCUCUGAUAGAAAUAGUCAGCCCACUUUAGCUUCUAGCUUCAUACAAAUUGAUGAAGGCGAAUGGAAGGAGGUAAUUAAAGUGGAAUGCUCCAAAUUUGCUAUAACAACGGAACAGUUUAUUUACAAGCCUCAACUGGAUUUCAAUUUAUUUGCGCCAUUUUCAAAGAAACUUAGUAUAAAGAGAAACUGCAAACUUAUGCUGCAACGUUAUAAGGAAGAAGCUAACUCACGAAACAUUCGAUUGUCAGCCGAAAUAAAAAAUGCCUUAGAGAAUCCCUGCAAUUUUGAGAAAUUUUUUCGUUCCGAAACCUUGUACCGCACCUCAUGUGACUUUCAAUUCAAUCCGGUUUUCAUAGAACCUACUCGGGAUCCGAUAGAAAUACCUACUAGAAAAUUCUUUACUUUGUUCAUUCGAAGCUUAAAGUUUAACGAACAUCCCGACUUGAAGGAGGAGCAUCGCGUGGCUAAUGAUUUGGAAAUCUUACACGAACAUUGGCGUCAACGUUUAGCGGAGAAAAUCUGCGAAAGAUUAUAUGCUGACUUACAAAUUGAAAGGAAUAUUUUGCAGGAGUUGUUACGCUCAACUGCUGAUAGUGCGCUAGAUGACAAGGACAAUAAGAAAGCGCAACGCAUUGAGCAUCAUAUGGUUAAGGUUCGUGAUUUACGUGAAAAAUACUACAAUGAAGAGGCUAUAAAUAAACAAUUGUUAAGAAGCAUCUUGGACGAUUGGCUUAAGCUUAAGAAUAUACGCCAUGAGCAAGGUCAGCAAUUCACCCGUUUGAAAUUGCGUAUAAAAAUGGAAGAACUAACUGGCUCAGAGGUUAGAAGACGUCAAAAUUUAUGGCUAGAAAGAUUUGAAAUCGAUUUAAAUGAAAUUUAUCGUGAAGAGUUGGAAAAAUACUAUCAGAGUAAACGUUUGUGGCAAGAAAAGGAUGGUCAGGGAGAUUACUUUAGGAAACCUAAAAAACCGAAUGUCAAUCAAAUCUCUGAUAGACUUAAAGAAAUCUAUAUGAAAAGUUUCUCUGACCCGCAAGAACCGCGUUUAGAUGUGAUACGUACUUCAACGAAUGAGGCGAAAUUUGCUGACUUACCUGGUCCCAGAAAAUUACAAAGCUAUUUUUUGUGCUUGUUUUUCGAUAAACAAAUCGUUGGCGAAACACUUACUUAUCGCCUGGAAAGGGACCUGGGUAUAUAUAUGAAUGAGAAGAUACGUGUAGUGCUUGAUCGGCGCUUGCCUAGAGAUAUAAAAAUUAAGCUUAUUGAAAAAUCAAAAAUGAACAUCACUAAGAGCUUAGCAAAUAUUAUUGUUCCGUUGCCUUUACCCUCCGCAUUGGGUACAGAAAAUCAAUCCAUGAAUAUAAGCUUCUCUUCACACAAAUUACCCCUUUCCGGUUAUUUGCGUUUGGAUCUACAAUGCGAUGAGCAAGUAUACACUGAGGAUGUUGUUGAUAUCCUGUUCCCAAAACCUCAAGAACAUAUACAGAUUCCUAAGCAUAUUUUGAAAGAGUGGUAUGAUAAGAAGUUUUUAACGAAGGACUAUGAAACUGGAAAAGAAGCGAGCGGCAAUCAUUACUAUGAUGAGUACGAUAGUGAUCGUGAUUCACCCUCGCCAUCAGAUACUUGCACUUUCCAAGAAACUUUAUUGCAAUUCUGUGAUACGGCAGAAUUGUACAAUAAUAAACGCUGGCAAAUUCUGCAUUCACGUUACCUAAAAGAUGAUCCUCGGACAAGAGAUUUAAAAUUUGUACCCAUAUUGGAGCACGAAUUGUUUUUUGAAUGGGAGGACAACGAAGAAGUUAUAGAUCAAGGUGACUGGAUGGAUCCGGUGGAUUUGCAUAAACACGAAGCCAAAAAGUAUUUAUAUCAACUUUAUACAGCUUUGUAUAGUCAAUGUAAAAGUGUUACUCACGUAGUCGAGAGUAGCGAGAAUUUACUAUUGAAUGACGAGCCCAUGAGUUGGGGAGCUUUAUUUCAAGCCAUCAAGUCAAUAUUCCAGCCGAGACUAUGCGUUAACGUCAGUCAGAACUUUUCGAGCACUUUAAGUACGCAAACGUUAAGCAUGGAUUCACCUCAAAAUUUUAAGAUAAUCAUUAACAUUACUCGAGCCACCGGCAUACCAGUACGGGUAACUAAUAGUGGCGAAGAAAAUUAUCAUAAAAUCAAGGAUAGAAAUGGAGGCGCGAAUGAGUUCUUCAGGCAACAUCUAAAGUAUUCGAAUGUACGGCCAUUCAUAUCGGUUAGUUAUAAAGAUAAGUUAUGUCGCACUUUAGCUGCGGAAGGUUCAAAUCCCACCUGGAACGAACAGUUAACAUUAUCCAUAGAUGGCAGUUUGUCGGAACUAAAAGCUGAUAUAAAGAUUUCGUUAUUUGAUGAAGUUAUAGAAAGCCAUUAUAAUGACGAUAAUUCCGUGAAAAGUGUAGAUAUUUAUCAAAGAAUUCAAAACAAUUGGUUGGGAGAAUAUCGACUACCAAUACGCUGCUUAUUAAAACAACAAAAGCUUGACGGUAUCUUCGAGCUCACUAUACCUCAAGUUAUCGUGGGAUAUAAACGUCCUUCCUUAGGGAAUUCGAGUUCAGAGGCCAAUAUUACGAUCGAUCAAUUUCCUGAAAUUAAAGAUGCCGUAUAUCUUUGGUGCUAUUUGCGUGUAGAACCCUGCUAUGAAUUGCCGGAUAUUAAUACAAAAUGUUUAGAGUGUUCAGAGCUAACGGAAGUGGAGCAAUAUCUUCGCAAUUGGAGCAUCGAGGCUAAACGGUUGCAUACUGCCAGUUACCUAGAUCCUAUAAUAGGUACAGCAAAUGGUAAAGGUGUUUGCAUGACAAGACUUUUACAGCCUUUGCCUCCUCCACGCUGGCAAAGUAACGAUCAUUCUAUUGAAAUUACUGCCCGGUUUGUUUCUUUAUUAUCAUUGUUGAAAUUAUAUGAUCCAUGUUUGCAUUUAAAUGGUAUAUGGCUUAAUAAUGAGGUCCUUUUGGAUACCACUUGGGGUUCUGUUAAAGAUCUGGGGGUGCUACUCUGUAAUUAUUUGCUCUAUAUGGGAUUACGCUGUUGGUUGGUUUUGGGUUCAACGAACACUCAAGGAGAAUCAGCUUUCGUUUUAUAUGAAACUGAAGAGGCGGCUGAAUUAAUUUUACUGGAUCCUUAUAGUGCGAAAUCUUAUGCAGUUAAAGAAAUAUUUUGUCCUCUGCAGACCAUUAAAAUGAUUGUAUCCACUAAUAAUAUUUACUUAAAUUUACAAACACAUGCACGAGUAUCGUUGAUGAAUUUUAAUUUUAAUGAUACCUCAUGCUGGUUGCCAAUCUUUAGUAAGAAGAAUCCCGCUCCUUUGGGUGGCUUUCAAAAUAGCAAUUACACAUAUCGUCCUUCGUAUAAUACGCGCGACUUGCGUUUAAAUAUUGAACAUAAAAUUAUGAAGAAAUUCCGCAGUUGGAGAGCGAUGCGUAAAACAAUUUGGAAUCGAGCUUUCCAGCCAUAUCUCUUGGAUAUUCUACGUAAUUUGGAACAUAGUGUUUGCGCUGGUGAUAGCUCCUAUGACGAACUAAAAUAUAAUAAUAGUCUGGCUGCUGAAUUUCCCAACUAUAAGUUAUUUGGCCUCACAUUGAAUUUUUCAUAUACGAGUUUAAAUCAAAUUUCAGAGCGCAUCAAAACAACAGGAUUUCAUUUGAAUACAAGCCCUUCUGUUGAAUUCUCUGUAGCCGUGCACAUACAUGCCUACAUGAAUAAUAUUCUUUCAGUGUGGAUAUUUCUUUUGUCGAUUGUGCCUCUUCAGUAA
Molecule: messenger RNA, 4134 nt
Organism: Glossina fuscipes
Lineage: Eukaryota; Metazoa; Arthropoda; Insecta; Diptera; Glossinidae
Gene: Cc2d2a
Product: coiled-coil and C2 domain-containing protein 2A
Exons: 10
Coding region: 1-4134 (1377 amino acids)
Biological process (GO): non-motile cilium assembly; protein localization to ciliary transition zone
Cellular component (GO): ciliary transition zone
Source: RefSeq, a predicted model, not a curated record